Daucus carota subsp. sativus is the source of this 6109-nucleotide messenger RNA. Its product is annotated as rRNA biogenesis protein RRP5. Gene Ontology annotation, molecular function: protein binding; RNA binding. Lineage: Eukaryota; Viridiplantae; Streptophyta; Magnoliopsida; Apiales; Apiaceae. The record is from RefSeq and is a predicted model, not a curated record. Gene Ontology annotation, cellular component: nucleolus; nucleus; small-subunit processome. Bases 77 to 5818 code for a protein of 1913 amino acids. The transcript has 40 exons. Gene Ontology annotation, biological process: rRNA processing.
AUACCCGGAAAAUAAGUAACAGUCAAUUUCUCUAAAACCCUUGUUAAGCCUCCUCCGGCUUCUUCUAAACCCCAAAAUGGCGCCUCCGGCAAAGAAAUUUAACAAUAACAAAUCUGAUAAAGCCUUCAAAAAGCCUCACAAUCCGUCUUUCAAACGCAAUAACGACGCCGUUUCGAAACCAGCUCCUCUUCCCCUAGACGACGACGUUCCUGACUUCCCGAGAGGUGGCGGAAGCUCACUGACGAGAGAGGAGCGGAACGGAAUUCGGGAGCAAGUCGAUGCGGAGUUCGAUUCCGAAGUUCGAGAUUCCAAGAGGAGGAAGAAUAAGGUGCAGAGUAGAAGUUUUGGAGCGGAGGAUGAUGAAUUGGGAUCGUUAUUUGGUGAGGGACUUACCGGGAAAUUACCGAGGUUUGCUAAUAAAAUUACCUUGAAGAAUGUUUCUCCGGGAAUGAAGCUUUGGGGUGUAAUUACUGAGGUGAAUGAAAAAGAUAUUGUUAUUGGUCUGCCAGGGGGACUACGUGGGCUAGUUAAUUCUUGUGAAGCACUUGAUUCCUUUUCAGAUAAUAAAGGAAGAGGGGAACCAGAAAGGAAUAUAUUAUGCAGCAUUUACCAUACUGGACAGUUGGUUCCAUGCAUUGUGUUGAAAUUGGACGCUGACAAGAAAGACAAUGGGAAACAAAAGCUGUGGCUUUCCUUGCGCCUGUCUUUGCUGUACAAGAAUUUAACAUUAGAUGCCAUUCAAGAUGGAAUGGUUCUUAGCGCGUAUGUGAAAAGCAUUGAAGACCAUGGGUACAUGCUUCAUUUUGGGCUGCCUUCAUUUACAGGGUUUAUGUCUGAAGAAAUUCAGCCUGGAAGAAGGGCUAUUAUGCACACUGGCAAACUCUUACAAGGAGUAGUUAAGAGUGUUGAUAGAAGUCGAAAAGUAGUUUAUCUUUGUUCUGACAGUGAUUUGAUGUCUAAAUGUUUGACUAGAGAUAUUAAGGGUAUUUCAAUUGAUCAUCUCGUUCCUGGGAUGAUGGUCAAUGCUCAUGUGAAGUCAACCCUUGAGAAUGGCAUAUUGUUAUCAUUUCUUACAUAUUUUUCCGGAACAGUUGAUAUUUUUAAUCUGGAGAAUCCGUUCUGUAAUUCAAAAUGGAAAGAAGAGUACAAUCAACAUAAAAAGGUAAAUGCUCGGAUAUUAUUUGUUGAUCCUUCAACAAGAGCUGUUGGGUUGACUCUGAAUCCCAAUCUUAUCCAUAACAAAGCUCCACCUGCACUUGUAAAUGCAGGAGAUAUCUUUGAUAAUUCUAAGGUGAUCAGGAUUGAUAGAGGAUUAGGCCUUCUUUUGGAAGUUCCCUCCUUACCAGUUCCAACUCCAGCGUAUGUCCGUGUUUUCGAUGUAUCUGACAAAGAAAUUCGCCAAUUAGAGAAAAGUUUUAAGGAAGGAAGUCAUGUUCGUGCUAGAGUUCUUGGGUUCAGGCACCUGGAGGGCUUAGCUACUGGUGUUUUGAAGACUAGUGCUUUUGAAGGGUCUGUCUUCACCCACUCCGAUGUUAAGCCUGGUAUGGUUGUCAAGGGAAAAGUUAUUGUCGUUGAUAGUUUUGGUGCCAUCGUACAACUUGCUAGCGGGGUGAAGGCACUUUGUCCUCUACGUCAUAUGUCGGAACUCGACAUAGCUAAGCCUAGAAAAAAGUUUCAGGUUGGAGCGGAACUAAUCUUCCGUGUUCUUGGUUGCAAGUCCAAAAGAAUUACCGUUACUCACAAGAAAACACUUGUUAAAUCAAAGCUUGAAAUCCUUUGCUCCUAUGCUGAUGCAACUGAAGGAUUAAUAACCCAUGGAUGGAUAACGAAAAUUGAGAAACAUGGUUGUUUCGUCAGAUUUUACAAUGGAGUGCAAGGGUUUGCUCCCAGAUCUGAACUAGGGUUGGAUAAAGGGAGUGAAAUAAGCUCGAUCUAUCAUGUUGAGGAGGUGGUGAAAUGUAGAGUCAUAAGUUCUCUUCCUGCUUCACGACGGAUCAACCUUAGUUUUAUAAUGUCGCCUUCAAGGAUUUCCGAAGAUGAUGUGGUCAAACCAGGAAGGCUCAUUUCUGGUGUUGUUGAACGGGUUACUCCUAAUUCAAUUAUAAUUAGUAGUGACGUUAAUGGUUACAUGAAGGGCACUCUUUCUACUGAACAUCUAGCUGACAACCAAGGGCUUGCUGCCAUAAUGAAGUUAGCUUUGAAGCCAGGAUACCAGUUUGAUCGACUCUUGGUCCUUGAUGUUGAAAGCAGCAGCCUGAUUCUCACUGCUAAACAUUCGCUCAUUAAUUCGAGCGACCAACUUCCUCUGGAUGUCAGUCAGAUUCGCCCUCAUUCAGUUGUCCAUGGAUAUGUGUGCAACAUAAUUGAAACGGGUUGCUUUGUCCGCUUUAUGGGGCGCUUGACUGGUUUUGCUCCAAAAAGCAAGGCCACUGAUGACUGGAGGGUUAAUCUGUCCACAGUAUUUAAUAUUGGACAAUCUGUUCGGAGUAACAUACUUGAGAUAAAUAGCGAAACUGGUAGAAUGACACUAUCUUUGAAGCAAUUGAUGUGCUCCUCAACGGAUGGGUCCUUUAUUCAGGAGUAUUUUAUUUUGGAAGAAAAGAUUGCAAAGCUGCAAUCAUUGAACUCGAAUGGUUCGGAGUUGAAAUGGGUUGAAGAAUUCAGUAUUGGUAGCCUUAUAGAGGGCGAGGUGCAAGAGACCAAGAACAUCGGAGCUGUUAUCCGCUUUAAGAACCAUGAUGAUGUUUUUGGCUUUAUAACUCCAUAUCAAUUGGGUGGACAUUCUGUGGAGAUUGGAUCCAUUGUUAAAGCUGUGGUUCUUGAUAUCUCCAAGAUGGAACGCCUUGUGGAUGUAUCUUUGAAGCCAGAUUUUGUUAAUAGGUUAAAAGAGAGCACUUCUAGCCUUAAAUCUCAGAAAAAGAAACGCAAACGGGAAGCACACAAAGACAUGGAGUUGCACCAAGCUGUAAAUGCAGUAGUUGAGAUUGUAAAAGAGAAUUAUUUGGUUCUUUCAAUACCCGAGUAUAACUUUGCCCUGGGUUAUGCGUCUGUAAAGGACUACAACACUCAGUUGUUGCCUCCUAAACACUUUGUUCCUGGACAAAGUUUAAGUGCGACAGUAGUAGCUCUUCCAAGUCAAUCAACAGCAGGAAGAUUGUUGCUACUUCUUAACUCUAUAAGUGAACAGAAGGAGACUUCCAGUUCAAAGAGGGCGAAAAAAAAAUUGAGUUAUGAUGUGGGAACCCUUGUUCAGGCGGAGAUUACUGAGAUAAAGUCUCUUGAAUUGAGAGUCAAAUUUGGACCUAGUUUGCAUGGGAGAGUACACAUAACUGAGGCAAAUGAUGAUACUGUUGAAGAUCCAUUUAGCAACUUUAAGGUUGGGCAGAUGCUAACUACAAAGAUUGUCUCAAAGCCUAAGAAGUUAGAAAGUUCUAAGAAACUUUCUAAUUGGGAGCUUUCUAUCAAACCUUCAUUACUUGCAGUUGAUACAGGGGCCCAAAUUACUGCUGAAGAAUUCAGUUAUGUGAUUGGCCAAAGUGUUGCGGGAUUUGUGUACAAGGUGGAUACUGACUGGGUUUGGUUAUCAAUAACUCGUGAUGUAAGGGCUCGGCUGUAUGUUCUUGACAGUGCAUGUGAACCUCAUGAGCUUCAGGAAUUUCAGAAGCGUUUUCAUGUGGGUCAAGCUCUGAAUGGCUACAUUUUGAGUACUGAUAAGGAGAAAAAGAUUUUACGUGUGGUGAUGCAGCCGUUGGUUGUUCCUGAGAAAGAAAAUGGAGAUGUAUCGAACCCUACUUCGAGAGAAAUUUCGGCUCAUUUAUGUGAAGGUCAGGCUGUUGGAGGCCGGAUUUUUAAAAUUUUACCGGGUAUCGGUGGCCUGCUUGUGCAGAUCGAUCCUCACCUUUAUGGUAAGGUUCAUUACACAGAACUGACAGAUGAUUGGGUACCAGAUCCAUUAUCUGGAUAUAGGGAAGGGCAAUUUGUUACAUGCAAAGUCCUAGAAAUCAGCCGCUCAGUUACAGGUACUACCCACAUUGAGCUGUCACUACGUUCAUCUUCAGCCGGCAUGGAGAGUCAGAAACCAGCUGAAAUGGGGCAGCCUAUUUCUAAACGUGUGGAGAAAUUGGAAGAUAUUCGUCCUAAUGAAGCAGUGCAGGGCUAUGUUAAGAAUGUUACACCCAAGGGAUGUUUCAUCAUGCUAUCACGCAAGUUUGAUGCAAGAAUAAUUAUUUCAAAUUUGUCUGAUGGAUUUGUUGAAAAUCCUGAAAGGCAGUUCCCAACUGGAAUGCUCGUCAAUGGGAAGGUAAUAUCUGUUGAGCCUCUGUCAAUGCGAAUUGAAGUCACUCUUAGGACAAGCAACACACCGAAAGCCUCAAAUAAAGGAAUAGCUGAUUCAAGCAGCCUUAGUGUUGGAGAUAUCAUUUCUGGGUAUAUAAGGGGUGUUGCCUCCUUUGGCUUAUUUAUCUCUAUUGAUCAGACAAACUGUGUUGGACUGUGCCAUCUUUCACAGCUUCCAGAGGAAAAUAGUAAAGAUAUUGAAGCUAAAUACAGAGUUGGAGAGAGAGUUAGUGCGAAGAUUUUGAAGGUGGACAAAGAUAGAGACAGGAUUUCUCUUGGGAUGAAAGAUUCAGACUUGAGUGAUGAUGCACAUAUCCAGACACCUUUAAACCAAAUGUCUGAUGAUGCUUCCGAGGAGAACCUUAUGGUAGAGGAUGAACAAAUAAUGUCUAAUGAUGCUUCUGUAAAGGCUGUUAUUCUUUCUGAAGCGGAAUCCAGGGCAUCAGUCCUUUCUAAAGUGGAAUCCAGGGCCUCGGUCCUUCCCCUCGAGGUUGCUCUAGAUGAUGCAGAGAACUCCCUUGUAAGUAGCAAUGCAGAUGGUCAAAGUCUUGAGAAUGUUGAUAACAAUGACACCAUGGAACAAAGGAACAAAUUGGCAAAGAAAAAAGCAAAAAAAGAGAGGGAAAGAGAAAUUAGUGCUGCUGAGGAAAGACUGAUCGAGGAAGAUGUACCGAGGACUCCUGAUGAAUUUGAGAAGCUAAUUAGAAAUUCCCCUAAUAACAGCUUUCUCUGGAUAAAAUAUAUGGAGUUUAUGAUAUCUUUAUCUGAUGUUGAGAAGGCCCGGUCAAUUGCUGAAAGGGCCCUGAGAACAAUCAACAUCCGUGAAGAAUCUGAAAAGCUAAAUAUCUGGGUUGCUUUUUUUAAUCUUGAGAAUGAAUAUGGAAAUCCGCCAGAGGAUGCUGUAGCAAAAAUUUUUCAAAGAGCAUUGCAGUAUUGUGAUCCUAAGAAAGUGCAUUUAGCUUUACUUGGUAUGUAUGAGAGAACCGAAAGACCAGAGCAGCAAAAGUUGGCUGAUGAACUUAUCGAGAAAAUGGUGAAGAAGUUUAAACAUUCUUGCAAGGUUUGGCUUAGGCGAAUUCAGAUACUUCUAAAACAAAAACAGGAUGGUGUUCAGCCCCUUGUAAGUCGUGCUCUUAUGAGCCUUCCUCGGCACAAGCAUAUAAAGUUCAUCUCACAGGCAGCUAUUCUUGAAUUUAAAGGCGGAGUACCUGAUAGAGGACGAUCUAUGUUUGAGGGAAUGCUUAGGGAGUAUCCAAAAAGGACAGAUUUGUGGAGCAUUUAUCUUGAUCAAGAAAUUCGACUCGGUGACAUGGAUGUCAUCCGUUCAUUAUUCGAGAGAGCAAUAAGUUUAAGCCUUCCACCAAAAAAGAUGAAGUUUUUGUUCAAGAAGUAUCUGGAGUAUGAGAAAUCUCUUGGUCACGAAGAACGCAUCGAAUAUGUAAAAAGAAAGGCAAUGGAAUAUGUGGAUAGCACCAGUGCUUGAUACAAUCAUAUAUAACGAGAGGAUUUGAGCAAGAGCCAGCACAGGCAGGUUUCAAACAAUUAAAUUUUAACAGGAGGCAAUGAUGUGUGGCGAGAACGCCCAAGCUUGAUAUCUUUAUAUAGACCGGAGGUGGCCAAUGAUGGCUGAAAUUUUGUACUGCCAAAAUAGAUGUGUUGUAAUCUAAUUGUAUCACAGUCUAUGAUAAUAAAGGUUUUUUUUCUUCCAUAAUUAUGUAUUUUAUUCUUAUUCUGUAAACAGCUUGUGUAAUUAUCCUGCUGGAUCUUCUAACUA